UGGCGGCAGUUUGAAACUUGAAGUCGCGCUGCUGUAAUUUGUGACAAUGACGGCGUUGGCUGCUUUUGCCAAGCUCCCAGCAAUCAACUCUGCCACUGUUUUGUUGGUUGGAACAAAUGAAGAUUUCCAAGAGCAGCUAGCAGAGACAAUGCUUAAGGAAAAAGAAGAUUUUAAAAUAAAUAUCCACUUGACAAGGUCUCUUCCUUUACCUGCAGAGAGAGAUCACAUCCGGCCUCGAAUUGAUCUGAUUGUUUUUAUGAUUAACGUAAAAAGCAAAUACAGUUUUAAGGAUAUUGAAUCUUCACUGCUACAUGUAGAUGCCAACUUUUUCCUUGGAAAAGUGUGCUUUCUGGUCAUAGGUGCAUGUGGAAUGAAUCAAGUCAGUGUUGACGUGGACGCUGUCUUGAAGCUGGCAGAUUGUUACUGCAGCCCUGUUCUAUUCUGUGAACUGGAAUGUGAGAAUAUCAGGAUUUCCACAGCUCGACAGCUGCUCCGGAUGCUGCAAAUAUGUUCUGGUCAUGUGCCAGGAGUUUCUGCACUCUUCUUCAGUUCGUUAAUAGGAAGUUACAUUGAUGACCCCACUAUCAUGGAAUAAAGUUUUCUAUUUUUCACUUAUCAGUGAUUUCUGGGUGAACGAAAAAUUUCUGUGCCUCUUUUACAAGGAAAUGAUGCCACAUGUCAUUUAUAGUUAAUAAUGAUAUUUGUGUAUGUUUGUGUUUGUGUGUUUCAGAAAUAAAGUUUAAAUAAUAAAUAAUACUGAAUAGAAGACAGGGGCACUAGAAACGGAGAUUACGUAGCUUCAAAAUAGCCGAAUUGGUCCAAGGACUGAGAACCUACCUUUGGGCUUUCUAGAUAGGCAUCUUUGUUUAUCCAAUAUGUCUGUAUGGCCUUGUGGGGGGUGUUUCCAACACUCUGUGUUUGGAAACUAAUCAGAGAGUCAAAUGGCCAGCAGGUCAACGUUGAAAGGCAGUUAAAUGUAAAUCUAUGUUGUGCUUCCACAACUAAUUGAUGGGGCAAGGCUUUUAAUUCCAGAAAUUCAGCUGCAGUUGUAGGUUGGCAACUACAGUUAAGUGGAAGAGUUGCCUCUGAAUUCUAACACAAGCAUAAAAUGGUGCAAGUGUCUCUUACAUGCCUGUGCAUUUAUGCUGGUGUCUAGUAGACUCGUAACAAUUAUGCUUUGUUGAGUGAAACAGAGCCUUAAUGACAAUCUGCGCAAAAAGAGGAUGGAUAGCUUGACCAGCCCUAGAACAUUAAUGGACUUUUUGGUAAAUAGGCACACACAGUCCAGUAAGAUUGUAAAACACAUCUGUUGUUUGUGCUAGUUAAAAAUAGGUCUCCAGAAUAUAGUACUGACAGCAAAGUAGGUCAUAUCAGUCUAGUAUCAGAGUAUGGGUAGACUGAGCAUGAAGAGACAUGUUAAGUUGAACAUUGAGUAGUUGGGAAGAAGCUGCAGAUAGCACAGAAGCUCUUUUUAGUAUAGUAUUCCUGCCCCUUCCCCGAUGGGUUAGUUUUCCUACCCAAGUUCUGAGAUUAAUUAUCUCUAUUAUGGAUAGUUUUACAAACAUUGCUACUUCAGUGGCAAAUGAAGGCUUGCCUUUUUUUUCUUGAGAGCAGGACGGUGUGCAACAUAUGCUUACAUAUGUGAUGUGUAUGAAAGGGUAAACAUAUUACUAUACUACGGUCUUGAUUGUGGAAAAUAUUUGUAGGUUAAAUUCAUGCAAUAUAGAAAAUAGAGACUACUUUAUUUAUUACUGCUGCAUUUUGAUAUCACUAUACUUGGUUUGGAGAGCAGCUGAAGGGAAACAAGAACUAUUUCAAAUGUAAUUUCAUACAUGAUAUACAUCUGCACAGGUAUAGAGAAAAAUGUAAAAUGUGUGACAAAGUGGCUCUGAAAUGCAAGAGGCUGCCUGUGCUGUUUCCUUGUAUGUAGCUAGUGCUUUUUCCUUUGUGAUUCCUUGCAGUUGUCAGUGUAACCACAAGAUGGUAGCAAGACCUUUGUUAAAUACCAAUCAUGCUCAGAAGCUUUAGGGCUAGGCUAAGCUUCCUGCCACUUAUAAAACGACUGUAUGUGUUGGGUAUCUGAUCCAGGAAACAGAAUUCCUAAAUACAGCAUUAAACAGCAGUUCAUAAAUAAAUGUUUAAAGUUACAAUUUC
Messenger RNA from Lacerta agilis (Sand lizard), 2154 nucleotides. It is a transcript of the gene CENPM, whose product is annotated as centromere protein M. The record is from RefSeq and is a predicted model, not a curated record. NCBI's taxonomy places the organism in Eukaryota, Metazoa, Chordata, Lepidosauria, Squamata, Lacertidae. The transcript has 6 exons. The coding region runs from base 47 to 595 and encodes 182 amino acids.